Molecule: messenger RNA, 216 nt
Organism: Penicillium cosmopolitanum
Lineage: Eukaryota; Fungi; Ascomycota; Eurotiomycetes; Eurotiales; Aspergillaceae
Exons: 1
Coding region: 1-216 (71 amino acids)
Source: RefSeq, a predicted model, not a curated record
AUGCUCAUUCUGGCUUUCGAGGCUCCGCAUUGGGCUCAAUAUAUGGAUCAAACCCAUGCCGGUCGCUCUUUGGAUGCAUACGUUGCUUCCUUCUCUCGUCAUCUCUCUUCGCUACUGGGUGGUGUUGCUUUUACCAAACAUAUUUUGCCCCGUCGUUUUGGAUACAUUUUGUUUUGUGGUGUUGAUCUGGAGUGGAUGGGCGGGCGGGCUGGCUAA